Molecule: messenger RNA, 1337 nt
Organism: Bufo gargarizans (Asiatic toad)
Lineage: Eukaryota; Metazoa; Chordata; Amphibia; Anura; Bufonidae
Gene: MED27
Product: mediator complex subunit 27
Exons: 8
Coding region: 30-965 (311 amino acids)
Biological process (GO): regulation of transcription by RNA polymerase II
Cellular component (GO): mediator complex
Molecular function (GO): transcription coactivator activity
Source: RefSeq, a predicted model, not a curated record
GGUUCCUACGGCAGCAGCUGGACGGGGUGAUGGCGGACCAGCUGAACGUCGGGGUGAACCUGGAGGCCUUCUCCCAGGCCAUUCACGCCAUCCAGGCGCUGCGCUCCAGCGUCACCAGGGUCUUUGACUGCCUAAAGGAUGGCAUGAAGAACAAGGAGAGCCAGGAGGCCCGGGAGAGAGCCUUCAUCAGCGACUUCCAGGACAACCUGCACUCCGUCAACCGGGACCUCAAUGAAUUGGAGCGUCUCAGUAACCUGGUGGGGAAGCCGUCUGAGAACCACCCCCUCCAUAACAGCGGCCUGCUGAGCCUGGACCCCGUCCACGACAAGACCCCGCAGUACAGCCAGCUGCUGCAGGCCUAUAAGUGGUCCAAUAAGUUGCAGUACCACGCCGGCCUGGCUUCCGGACUCCUAAACCAGCAGUCCCUGAAACGCUCUGCCAACCAGAUGGGAGUGUCGGCCAAGAGGAGACCCAAGGCUCAGCCCACGACCCUCGUCCUCCCGCCUCAGUACAUUGACGAUGUCAUUACCCGGAUUGACCGCAUGUUCCCGGAGAUGACCAUCCAUUUAUCCAGACCCAACGGGACUUCCGCCAUGUUGCUGGUGACCCUGGGCAAAGUGCUGAAGGUGAUUGUGGUGAUGCGCAGCCUCUUUAUCGACCGCACCAUCGUGAAGGGCUACAACGAGAACGUCUACACCGAGGACGGCAAGCUGGACAUAUGGUCGAAGUCCAACUAUCAAGUCUUCCAAAAGGUUACAGACCACGCCACAACAGCCUUGCUGCAUUACCAGCUGCCACAGAUGCCCGACGUGGUGGUGCGGUCAUUUAUGACCUGGUUAAGAAGUUACAUCAAGCUGUUCCAGGCUCCGUGCCAACGCUGCGGAAAGUUCUUGCAGGACGGUCUGCCGCCCACGUGGAGGGAUUUCCGCACUUUAGAGGCCUUCCAUGAUACCUGUCGACAAUAGGGAGGGAUGGGGGCGGGGGGGGGGCGGUAUUAUUUGAGACGCAACUUUUCAAAGAGCAUUUUGUGGAUGAAGAUAUCUGCGCGUCUGGGGAGCGAGGACUUAGCACCUUGCGCAGACGAGACAUACGACCCAGGGUGGAAACUAUUAAUGCCAUCAAUGCGACAUUUGGAAACCGCUCAGGCCUCGGACUCGAGGGGCGCUGGGAAUUCAAUGAUUUCUUCGCCUGGUCUGGCAGCCAGCUCCGCAGGGAACCGGGAAAUGUUGACUUUUUCGAUCGCCGACCACGAGUUUUGGAGACCGUGUGGCGGGCCUGGUUUCUUUUUUAUUAAAAAUUUAUAUUUUUCUGUUUUCAAUAAAAAAAUGUAAAAAAUG